This is a messenger RNA of Rhagoletis zephyria (snowberry fruit fly), 675 nucleotides long. Lineage: Eukaryota; Metazoa; Arthropoda; Insecta; Diptera; Tephritidae. The record is from RefSeq and is a predicted model, not a curated record.
AUGGGGCUCAAGAAGACGCAGUUCCGCAUUGACCCACUGAUUCGAAUGGGGCUACAAGCUCCAGCUGGCAAGGCGGAAAUUUGGAAGCCAGAACCGGUGGCCUUCAGAGGCGUCUCUAGUUACUGGAACGAUGAUGAUGAUGAAAUGCCGCGCCCCCUGAUGCCGCCUCGCCCCCCUAGUGAUCCCAGAUUAAGAAAUAAGCCUAGCUUCUUUGAUAAUCUAAAACGCCGAGUCAAAGAGGAACAGGAGGCUAAGAAGAGAAAGAAAGAAGAGGAAGAAAAAGAAAAAGCCGAAAAAGAAAGUCAGGCUGCAAAGGAGGAGGAGGAGAAAAGAAAAGCAAAAGCAAAACGGGCACGUGUUCAGAGCGAAGUGUAUGUCAAAGAAGAAGUCAACGAGAAUUCGGGAAAAUCGAAAACAAAAUGGGUACGUGUUAAAUGUGAAUUGUACAUUGAGUCAGAAGAUGAAGAAGAAGCCCAAGAGAAAAAAAUCAAAAUGGAUGACACUGGGAAAAACAAAGAUGCUGGACGGGUCGAGGAGAUGCACUCGUCUGCCACAAACCGGCGCACCAAACAACGCCAAAACAGUCGAGAUCAAUCUGAUUACCAUCGUCGUCGUCAGCAGCAGCAGCAACAGCAGCACAACAACAAUUGCAAUAACCGCCACUACCACUACUAG